AUGCAGUUUGUUUACAGGUCCUCCACCUCACAGUGGGCGGGUCCUCCACCUCACAGUGGGCGGGUCCUCCACCUCACAGUGGGCGGGUCCUCCACCUCACAGUGGGCGGAUCCUCCACCUCACAGUGGGCAGAUCCUCCACCUCACAGAGGGCGGGUCCUCCACCUCACAGUGGGCGGAUCCUCCACCUCACAGUGGGCGGAUCCUCCACCUCACAGUGGGCAGGCAGGGGGUGCUUCAGUUCAGGGGUUGCUUUAAUCCAGGGGUUGCUUUAGUCCAGGGGGUGACCUCAGUCCAGGGGGUGACCUCAGUCCAGGGGGUGACCUCAGUCCAGGGGGUGACCUCAGUCCAGGGGGUGACCUCAGUCCAGGGGGUGACCUCAGUCCAGGGGGUGACUUUAGUCCAGGGGGUGACUUUAGUCCAGGGGUGA
Molecule: messenger RNA, 429 nt
Organism: Knipowitschia caucasica
Lineage: Eukaryota; Metazoa; Chordata; Actinopteri; Gobiiformes; Gobiidae
Source: the annotation of a GenBank genome assembly